AUGCCCGGCAGUUCGAGAAUGCCCGUGAGCUUGCGCAAUAGCUUCACCGUCGCAAAGGGUUCUUCAAGUAGCAGCCAAUUACUGGCUCUGAAUAUUGAUAUGACACUCUAUGGAUUAUUCUUACGAGCACCCGGCGUGCGAUCUCAAGUACAGAAGCAAGUCUCUGAGGCAAUUACGAAGCUGCAAGGGAAGUUGGUACCGACUGGGCCAGGUGUGGUACGAUAUCUGACGCUGCCGAAGGAAGGAUGGUCUGAAGAGACGGUUAUGAAGGAGUUGGAGGUUUUGGCCAAUAUGGAUCAUACCAGAUGGGAGGACGGGUUUGUCUCGGGUGCUGUUUACCAUGGAGGAGAUUCGUUGAUGAAGAUACAAACGGAAGCAUUUGGAAAGUUUACAGUCGCGAAUCCUAUUCAUCCGGAUGUUUUCCCAGGAGUGAGAAAGAUGGAGGCAGAGAUCGUGGCGAUGGUUUUGUCGAUGUUUAAUGCUCCUCCAGGGGCCGCCGGUGUUACGACAAGUGGAGGUACAGAGUCUAUUUUGAUGGCUUGCUUAAGUGCUAGGCAGAAGGCUUAUGCCGAAAGAGGUGUAAAGGAACCAGAAAUGAUUCUCCCAGAAACAGCACAUACAGCCUUCCGCAAAGCAGGUCAAUAUUUCGGUAUCAAAAUUCACCUCGUCGCUUGUCCCGCUCCAUCUUACCAAGUCCAUCUUCCAAGCGUAUCUCGCCUCAUCAACAGCAACACCGUCCUACUCGUUGGCUCUGCUCCAAAUUUCCCUCAUGGGCUUAUGGAUGACAUAACUGGCCUUUCCAGGCUCGCUGCCAAACGCAAGAUCCCGCUCCACGUCGAUUGCUGCCUUGGAUCAUUCCUUGUUCCUUUCCUCGAGAAGGCCGGAUUCGAGACCGAUCUCUUUGACUUCCGUCUUAAGGGUGUUACAAGUAUCAGUUGCGACACUCACAAGUAUGGAUUCGCACCCAAAGGUAACUCGACUGUUCUCUACCGUACCGCAGCCUUGAGAACCUACCAAUACUUCAUCUCUCCUGACUGGUCAGGUGGUGUAUAUGCCUCUCCAUCUAUCGCCGGGUCUCGUCCUGGUGCUCUGAUUGCUGGAUGCUGGGCUUCCCUCAUGAGUGUUGGGGAAACUGGCUACAUCAAUGCCUGUGCCGAGAUCGUCGGAGCUACCAAAAAAAUCAUUGAGGCCAUAAACGAAAACCCCUCUCUCAACGGCGAUCUUCAUAUCCUCGGUAAACCACUUGUUUCCGUUGUAGCCUUUACAUCCAAGACACUCGACAUUUACGAUAUCGCUGAUGCCAUGUCAGCAAAAGGAUGGCACUUGAAUUCGUUACAAAGUCCACCGGCUAUACACGUAGCCGUGACCUUACCAAUUGUCAAGGUGAGAGAGAAGUUGAUCGAAGAUCUGAUAGCCGUCGUCGAAGGAGAGAAGGAGAAGGAGAGAGUUAGGAUUGUGGAAGGUAAAGGAGCGAAGGGAAAGAGUUUGGGAGAUUCAGCAGCCUUGUAUGGAGUUGCGGGCAGUUUACCAAAUAAGAGCGUGGUGGUUGAAUUAGCGAGUGGAUUUUUGGAUACCUUGUACAAAGCUUAA
This is a messenger RNA of Sclerotinia sclerotiorum 1980 UF-70, 1590 nucleotides long. RefSeq lists its product as hypothetical. Gene Ontology annotation, biological process: sphingolipid catabolic process; carboxylic acid metabolic process. The transcript has 3 exons. Gene Ontology annotation, cellular component: endoplasmic reticulum. The record is from RefSeq and is a predicted model, not a curated record. Gene Ontology annotation, molecular function: pyridoxal phosphate binding; sphinganine-1-phosphate aldolase activity. Lineage: Eukaryota; Fungi; Ascomycota; Leotiomycetes; Helotiales; Sclerotiniaceae. Bases 1 to 1590 code for a protein of 529 amino acids.